CAGUUACAUCGAGAGUCUCUUUUAAUUUGAAUCAAUUUAUGAUUUAUGUUGCGUCUUUAUCUAUCUACAAGGAUUCCAAGUUUAAUAGAAAACUCACAGCACCGAUGAACAUAAGUACACAUAUUUUUUAAGUUCUUACUUCUCGGCGACAUAAAACUCAAUAAGUUUCUAAAUGUAAAAUAAUUCUGUCAUGAAGAAUAAAAAAAAAAAUCCUCUGAUCUGGGGAUGGAUCAUUUUCAUAAUUUCCGAAUUUGUUGCAGCAAUAAUGAUUUAUUGUUUGUACCAAUUUCAUAUUGACGAAAAAGGCUGGAUUCAACAGAAAUCACUUUAUCAAACUCAUGCCAUAGGAAUGCCAAUUAGUUUAAUUGUCAUAAAUGGUCACGGAAUGGUUGUAUUUCGUCUUUUGCCUGGAUUUAAAACACGAACCAUUAAGUAUAUUCAUGGUCUAAUUCAUACAAUAGUUAUAGUAUUGUUUUUCUACCUUUGUUGUGUUAUAUACACUUUUAAAGAAAAAACUGGACACUCUGUGAUGCGUCUUGGUGAUUUUCAUGUGCAUCAAGCUUAUUUAACUAUGGGAAGUUAUUUAUUGCAGUGGUUCUCUGCAUGUUUUGUAUUUGUUUAUAUGUAUUCCAACCAAAAAAGACGCAGAGCCUUUUCAGCCUGGCAUAAUUUUUUUGGUGUUUGUAUUUUGCAAGUUUCAAUAGCCACUUCAUGUUGCAUGUUGCAAUGGGAAGAGCAUCAUUCACGUGAGUCGAAUCAGUCACUGAAUGGUGCAGUUGCUUCUGUAAUGAUGGUACUUUAUGGAAUUUUAAUAAAUGUUCUUAUAUUGAAUCCAUUUUUAGAAUGGCCUCUGAUUGGACCCCUUUAAAGACGAAAAAGUAGUCGUUUAUUAGAUUAAAUUAUUUUUAAUUCAUAAUUUUAAAAUAUUAUUAUUUCUUAACCGAAUAAAAUAAACAAAUGACAGAGUUUAAA
Molecule: messenger RNA, 972 nt
Organism: Eupeodes corollae
Lineage: Eukaryota; Metazoa; Arthropoda; Insecta; Diptera; Syrphidae
Product: transmembrane ascorbate-dependent reductase CYB561-like
Exons: 5
Coding region: 191-868 (225 amino acids)
Molecular function (GO): oxidoreductase activity
Source: RefSeq, a predicted model, not a curated record